GCUGGAAAUUAUCCAACUGGGUGGAGCCCAGUGAUAGUUUCUUAAGAGUGGACCACAGCCUCCUUAAAGUGCUGGGGCACCAUCCCCUCCUACAGAGAAGUUUUGACCUAUAAAGUACUUUAUUAUUUGGCUAUGGGGUUGCCUAUUUCAGACAGAACUUACCUGUUCUGAAAGGAUAUUUUGAGCGUCUUACCCCCCCCCCCCCAACAGGUGAGAUAAGAGUGGGGUUUGAAGUUCAUUUUUUUCUAGCUCACCUCUGGUAUUAUAGAACUUACCUCAAUAUUCAAAUGAUGUCCUCCCUAACAUUUUUGGGAAAAUUGUCAAAAGUUGUUUUGUUGGGAACAUGUUUUUGUGGUUUUCUAUUAGUAACCUGCAAGGACUUUUUGUGAAGCUAGCAAUAUAGAAAUACCAUAAAUUAAGACAGCCAAUUAGAGCAGAAAUUAGAAGUGGGGUCCUCCAGAUGCUACUAGAUUUCAAAACUUCUCACCACAUUGGCCAUGCUGGCUGUGGCUAAUAACUUUUGUUAACAAAAGGUGUGUGCUUGAAGGAUGUGAAGUAUCUAUAUAAUUAACUGCACAUAAAAAUAAAAAGUUCAAUGAUGAAUGAAUUCCAGUUGUAAUUACUGAUGCAUCUUCCAGACGUUUCCAAGUUUUGUACCAUUAUCAGUUGAUCUGUUGCAACAAGCCUGAAGUUUAGAACAUAAAUUAUAUUGGUUUCCAGCAAAAGUACGGAGUACCUUAAGCACCCAGAGCCAGACAAUCAUGCAUUUGCGCUUGUAUAACAGAUUCCGACCGUCACGAACAGCGAAAAGGUUGCAGUGGGACGCAAUCCCGCAUGUUGGAUUUACUUAAGUGGUAAUCAUACAGAGAGAAAAGAUUGCAAUCUCCUGCUCCGGACUUGAUCUACACGAACGACGGAUAUUUGUGCCUGAAGCUAUUUUGAUUGCUUCCCGCCAACUACAUCCAUAACAAAUGCGAAAGCAGACGAAAAAAGAUAGCUAUUUCUUGUGGGGAACAGGUUCAGUUCUAAUCUUGGAGCAUUCUUCCCAGAUUAAUAUUGAAAAGGCUUACUCCUCCUCGUUCAGUCCGUUCCGAAAGAAAUCCACUUAGAUGACGGAAACCAGCGACCGCGUUCUUCCAUCGAGCGCUAAUGACCAGGAAAGAGACCCGUCUCGGAAUUUAUAUCACAGAAUUGGGAACAGAAUGAAGCAGUAGUCGCCAAGGCGACCAAGCUCCGCCUUCGGUCAUGCCUUUCUCUCCUCUCUUUUCAGCACGGAUUCCCGCCUGGCAUGGGCGGGACUCUUGUGGAGUGAUUGACAGUUGCUAUAGUAACAGGCUCUUCUCGUCGCCAUUUUGUCAGUUGGGCUUUUUUAAAAAUAAUUUUUCUUCCCGCCCGAAUUAUAACUUUACGUGGAUUAUUUUUCUUUCGGAUUUCGGUGGCGGAGGGGUACCUUUCCUUUGGACAGUUGCACCGGAACGAAGCGGGACGACUCCGGGUGCGCGCGUGUGCGGUUUGAAGUGAUCCGAAGCGCAGUUCCUGAGAAGCCGGCUCGGCGGCGGCGCUCAGAAGGGGGAGGAGAGCAGGCGGCUGGCUGGCUGGCAGCAAGCAGGCAGGGAGGGGGCGCGAGUGAGUUCCCGGGGGCUCUGUUCGGCGCUGCGCCGCGCUCCCCUCUCGCCCGUGCUGCUCUGACUCCGCUCUCCCUGGCCUGGGCUCAAGCAGCAGCUGAAUUCACCACCACCGAGCUCUGCCCGUACCCCGCUGCCGAUCGCUGCGCAGGUUUGGAACGCGCGCCAUUUUGUGAGCGAUAGAAAAUCUGCCCGGCCAGGAAACGCCGCGGAUCCGCCCGCCGGGCCGGGCUGCCCUCCUCCAGGAGAGGGAGGUGCACGAUUGGCUCCGCUUCGGGGCCAAGGCCCUGCUCCCUUUUUGCACGGGGACCGAGCGUGUCGGCCGAAGUGAUCCAAGCCGGGUGGGAAAGACUGCAGAGAGGCUGCUGGGUUGGGCCGCUGGCUGAGGAGGGUAAUGAACUGAACCCACCCGCCAGUGCCGCCACUCACUCCCCUCCUGAAUCCCGAGACAGGAGGGAGGCCUUGGUCAGCACUGGACAACUGCGGCAGCCCGGACAGUAACCAGAGGUGGCCACCGCCCCGAUAUACGGGUUUGCUGCUGGCCUCUUCCCCCCACCCUACAGGAUGGUAUGAAAUUUGAAAGAAGACGAUGCAUACAGGAGGAGAGACUUCAGCAUGCAAACCUUCAACUGUUCGGCUUGCACCAUCAUUUUCAUUCCAUGCUGCUGGCCUUCAGAUGGCUGGACAGAUGUCCCAUUCACAUCAGCAGUACAGUGAUCGUCGACAGCAGAACAUAAGCGACCAACAAGUUUCUGCCUUACCAUAUGCUGAUCAGAUUCAGCAGCCUCCUGCUAACCAGCUACAGGUUGUAAAGGCAUAUGACCGAGUGGAACAGGAGUGGGUAGCUAUUAAAAUUAUAAAGAACAAGAAGGCUUUCCUAAAUCAAGCCCAAAUUGAAGUGCGACUUCUUGAGCUUAUGAACAAACAUGACACAGAAAUGAAAUAUUACAUAGUGCAUUUGAAGCGUCACUUUAUGUUCCGAAACCAUCUCUGUUUAGUUUUUGAAAUGCUCUCUUAUAAUCUCUAUGACCUUCUGCGGAAUACAAAUUUCAGAGGGGUUUCAUUGAAUUUGACGCGAAAGUUUGCACAACAGAUGUGUACUGCACUGCUUUUUCUUGCAACUCCUGAACUUAGUAUCAUUCACUGUGAUCUAAAACCUGAAAACAUCUUGCUGUGUAACCCCAAACGAAGUGCUAUCAAAAUAGUUGAUUUUGGCAGUUCUUGCCAGCUUGGACAGAGGAUAUAUCAAUAUAUCCAGAGUCGUUUUUAUCGAUCACCUGAGGUGCUAUUGGGAAUGCCUUAUGAUCUUGCAAUUGAUAUGUGGUCCCUUGGUUGUAUCUUAGUGGAAAUGCACACUGGAGAACCUCUUUUCAGUGGAGCAAAUGAGGUUGAUCAGAUGAAUAAAAUAGUGGAAGUUUUGAGUGUACCACCUGCUCAUAUUCUUGACCAAGCACCAAAAGCAAAAAAGUUUUUUGAGAAGUUGCCAGAUGGCUCUUGGACCUUAAAAAAGACCAAAGAUGGGAAAAGGGAGUACAAACCACCUGGAACCCGUAAACUUCACAAUAUACUUGGAGUUGAAACAGGAGGACCAGGAGGGCGUCGUGCUGGAGAGUCAGGACAUACUGUAGCUGACUACUUGAAGUUUAAAGACCUCAUCUUAAGGAUGCUUGAUUAUGAUCCAAAAACCCGAAUUCAACCUUAUUAUGCUUUGCAGCAUAGUUUCUUUAAGAAAACAGCAGAUGAAGGUACAAACACAAGUAACAGUGUCUCUACAAGUCCUGCUAUGGAGCAGUCACAGUCUUCAGGAACCACUUCUAGCACGUCUUCAAGCUCAGGUGGCUCUUCGGGGACAAGUAACAGUGGAAGAGCACGGUCAGAUCCAACACACCAGCAUCGACAUAGUGGUGGACACUUCACUGCUGCUGUACAAGCUAUGGAUUGUGAAACGCACAGUCCUCAGGUUCGACAGCAGUUUCCUCCUCCGCUUGGUUGGCCAGGAACUGAAGCUCCUACACAAGUUACUGUUGAAACCCAUCCAGUUCAAGAAACCUCUUUCCAUGUUACUCCUCAGCAACAAAAUGCAUUACACCAUCAUCAUGGAAAUAAUCCCCAUCACCACCAUCACCACCACCACCAUCAUCACCAUCACCAUGGACAGCAGGCCUUGGGUAGUCGGACCAGGCCAAGGGUCUACAAUUCUCCAACAAACAGCUCGUCCACCCAAGAUUCCAUGGAGGUGGGCCAUGGUCACCACUCCAUGACAUCCCUGUCUUCCUCAACAACUUCUUCCUCUACAUCUUCCUCCUCAACUGGUAAUCAAGGCAAUCAGGCCUAUCAGAACCGCCCCGUGGCUGCUAACGCAUUAGACUUUGGACAAAAUGGAGCUAUGGACGUCAAUUUAACGGUCUAUUCUAAUCCACACCAAGAAACUGGCAUAGCAGGACACCCAACGUACCAGUUUUCUGCUAGCACAGGUCCUGCUCAUUACAUGACUGAAGGACAUCUUACAAUGAGACAGGGAAUUGAUAGGGAAGAAUCUCCCAUGACAGGAGUUUGUGUUCAGCAAAGUCCUGUGGCCAGCUCGUGACUAAAGUGAAACAGAUUUGUUUCUUGUGUGUUUUUAUAGAAGUGGUGUUUUUCCAAAAAAAAAAAAAAAGUGCAAAGCUGCUUGAAUCAGGAGGAGAUAGACUUAUUGAACCGCUACAGAAGGGCAAAGCUAACUAUUUUUUUAAACUUGAACAGAUUGCAGUGAAGUUUUUAGAGCCAUGUUCAUACCUAUCCUAGAUAGCUUUGAGAAGAUUUCUCACCUUUUUGCCCAUUUUAAUUAUUACAACCAAGUUACAUAUAUAUUUUUCCCCUUGUUCAACAGAAUGAAUAUUCAAGAGUUUAUCUUAGUUGCAAGCAUAUUUUAAGGCAUGCCCAGAAUCAUAUAAAUGGGCAUUUUGGGUUUUUUUCCCCCUUUUUUAAUGUUAAGGGGGGAGGGGUGGGAAGUAAUAAUGAAUUUCCAUUCCCCAAACAUACAUGAACAUAAAAAAGCAGUACUGUAAGGAAGAGGGAUCCUAAGAUUGCAAAACAGAAUCUUUAGCUGUAAAAAAGGAUAGUUGUAAUGGUGUUCAUGAGACACAUUAAGCAUGCUAAGUGGCGGUGAUUAAGACUCCUUAUCUGAACCUACUGAGAAUCAAAGCAGCAAUUAUAUUGGGAUUCUGUGUCUCAUGUUUGAGGCUACAAUCAGUUAGUAUUGGAAUAAGACUGGUCCUGUAAGUAAGGUGCACUGAGAAGCAAUCAACAGGUUGGUCUUGACCAGUCCAGGGGAAGUCUUAAGUGGUGGUCUUUGGGAUAACCUUUGGCCUUAUGGAUUUGGACUCUUAAGUUAGAAGAGCCUACCAUUUCAGAUGCAAUCACUUUUGGACAUGCUUUUGCAGACAGUCCGUAAUGCUGAAAACACAGAGAAUGGGUAAUUCAAGAGGCCUUUCUUUUAAAAUAGACUUUGUGACCCACUUAUUGUAAGGUAUUGCAAAGUCACUUUGCGUGUGUCAUAAAGCUGACUUCCUUAUUGGUUGAAGGUCACAGGAGUAGUGGUUUGCUUUUGAUGAAAAUAGCUACAACUGUGUUCCUCUCUGCUUUUCACUUUCUUUUUUUUCCUUUCCUCCUACGUCUUCUUCCUCUUUUUGCUUUUUCUGGGCACGUGGUUUCUCCACUGUUACUUCUGCACAAAGAUGUCUUCUGUUCAACCUGAACAUUUUUAAAAAUGCAGAAUUUUAUGUGACUGCUUUUUUGCCUCACAAUUAUGCUGUGAAUUUUACAAAAAAAAUUUCUUUUUUGAUAAUUUAUUGUACCAAAGCUGUUUUUAUAGCACAUAGAUGUCUGUAACCAAUAAUGUAGCAGUUCUGCACUUUGACACAAGGUGUAACUAGACCAUUUUUAAAUGUCAGUUGAAAAUUAUGGCUGUACUAUUGCUUAAACAAAACUGGAACUGUUGUUUAUUCAUAGCCAAUACAUUUACAACAGUCUGUGUAUUGAACAUGAUAGAUAGGACAUCUAAUUCAACACUAUAACAUCUGUUGCAUUAUAAAUGUGUUCAAGCUUCUGAAAGUAAAAGGGACAGUAAAGCCAGAAGCUAUGAAGCCAGCAGUUAAUUUGUUGUAUCCCUUAUUAGCAUAAAUGUAAACCUGAAGGCAAGACCUUGAUUGCAUGAACAGAUCCAAAACACUAAGAUGAGUGAAGUUAAACAAAAAAGGCUCAAGUGAAACCUGAGGCUGAGUAGGCUGUAUUUAACAGGACGUCAGCUUGGCAGUUGCUAAAUUUCAGAACCCUUUUGAAGAAUUUUGGAAUUACGAAUACAAACAUUGUGAAUAAAAGAGAGGAAUCAGGGUAAUAAUCAGGGUUAUCUUUCCAGAUUAACACUGUUUUGCCCGUUACACGAACAGAAGCAGUCAUCUACCUCUGCCAGUAAACCAGUUUAAAAGGCCAUUCAACAAAAUACCGUGCACUUCAGAUGGUUAGUCCUUAUAGCAAACUAGGUCAGUUCUUCUGAACAAAUUAUUUUCUUUCUUUUUAUAAUCAUUCCUUAUAUUGGCAACAGAGAGGCUGAAUGCAGUGGGAGUAUGAAAGAAUGCUUUAGAAAUAAGGAGUUUUUGUAAAGCAACUUUUUUAUCUACGUAUCCAUAUUUAUUUUAGAUUGCGUUCUCAAGCCUGUGAAUUGGUAUUUUUGAACUUCUGCAGUUCAAAAAUGUUUGCUGAGCAAAAGGCUGUCGUCACAAAAAUGGAGCAUUGUGCUUAGCAAUACAAAAUGGAAUCCAAUGUGUACUGCUGUCUAGGAAUAUAAGGGUAACAAAUAUGGGUAAUUUUUCUUGUGCUGGUUGCCAUACUUUAACAAGCACCAAAAAUACUGUUUUUAAAUUUACAUAAACAGAAAUCAUAAACUCCAGUGCUUCUGCAUACUGUGUUAUGUUACAGUCCAGUUUUGUGUGCUUUACUACACAGUUUGGUUACAGGACUUCUGUGCAUUGUAAACAUAAACAGCAUGGAAAAGGUUAAAUACCUGUGUUCAGAUUGUAAGAUCUAGUCCGGACUUGCUGUGUAUAUUGUAACGUUAAAUGAAAAGACAAGCCCUUUGUAUUAUAGUCAUGCAGUCUUAUGUAUGAUAAACAGUUGAAUAAUU
Pseudonaja textilis is the source of this 6786-nucleotide messenger RNA. NCBI's taxonomy places the organism in Eukaryota, Metazoa, Chordata, Lepidosauria, Squamata, Elapidae. The record is from RefSeq and is a predicted model, not a curated record.